CAUUGAGACCUCAACCAGGAUGUCGCAACAAGAUGUUCCGUGGCCUCCAGCAUCGCCUCAUGAAGCUCACAUCAUAUCUUCACCGCCAAGUCAGCGGAAGAGAGCAGCGCUGGAAGCUCCAUUAUCGCCAAGUCCACUACGGAAGAGUGCGAAGAUCCCGCACGUCGCUAGUAGUGACGAAGAUGAAGACGAGGAUGAAGAAACCCUCGAACUUAAACUCGCCGAGAUCAAAGCCCAGCUCGCCCUCAAAAAGGUCCAAAAAGAAAAAGCCCGGAAGCGAAAAGCAGCAGAAAUCGAUGCUCUGCAAGUACCAAAGUCACCUACGCCCUCCCCGCAAAAACCACCAAUACACGCACAAUCACCCUCCCGCUCCCCUGCUCGAGUCCUCCUAAACCUCGACCGUGGCCUCACCGGUCGCGACAUCUCUUUAAGGAAACCGCCCACGCAGCCAGAUUUUACAUCAAAGACUCCACCGAGACCGUUGAAGACGUUUAACGACCGUCUGGCGGAGGCGAAGGAGGAGGAGAGGAGGAGGAGGGAGAGGGAGGUGUUGUUGAAGGAGAGUAGAUCGAAGGGAUUUGCGCCUAUAGCAAGACCUGUCACACCGCCAACUCAGACUUCACGGCCUACGCCAGUACAGCAACCAGGCCAUGAGAAGGUUCCGGUGCAGAUGAUCGGCGCAGUGGAGGAGGGGAGGAGAGCGAGAGAGGCUAUCCUGGCUGCAUCAUUCGAGUUUCCACAAGCCAAGUCACAGCAUCAACUACAAGAGGCAGACAUCGUUCUCGAGAAACCUACAGGCGGAAUCCUGGAACCAUAUUCAAAGCAAUACCUAACGAAACAACUCAUCGACAAAGAAGACCUAUCCGAACACUUUAGGGGCCGAACCCUCUUCACCAUCCCAGAUCUCUUGAAAACAGUUACGGGGCCAGCAUUCGAGGCACCCGACGUCGUGGGAGAUUGGAUCCUCCUCGGCAUCAUCGCCUCGAAAUCAGACGUCCGCACAGCCUCCAAAGGCGAACAAAGAAAAUACCUAGUCCUAACCCUCACCGACCUAAAAUACGACAUCGAAAUCUUCCUCUUCGGCCCCGCUUUCGAGAAAUUCUGGAAAGUCACCCGGGGGACGCUCAUCGCACUCCUCAACCCGGCCGUCAUGAAACCACGCGUCAGCACCGCUGUCACAUUCUCUCUCAACCUCUCUGAACCUGAAGACCAGUUGCUCGAGAUUGGGAGGUCGAGGGAUUUGGGGGUUUGUAGUGCGAUGAAGAAGGAUGGGGGGAGGUGUAAGAUGUGGGUUGAUUUACAGAAGGGGGAGUGGUGUGGGUUUCAUGUUGAUAUGAAUUUGAAGAAGAUUAGGAGUGGGAGGAUGGAGUUGGCUGUGUCGAAUGAGCCGCGACGAGGUGGAGGAGGAGGAAGAGGUGGUAGGGGAGGUGGAGGUGGUGGUGGUGGUGGUGGUAGUUAUGGAGGCGACGCACGCGGAACAGGCUUAUUACCCAGCGAUGGUGGAAGAGCAGAUUGGGUAAACAAAGGCACGGGCGCAAAAACGUACGUCAUGCCCGCCGCCUACGCCUCCUCCCACUUCUUCGACGACGACCCAGCCUCAACCGCAGCCCGCAAAGCCAAACUCAAAAAAGACCUCGAAGAUCGGAAGAAGGAGUUGGAAACGAUGAAGAAGCUCGCGAAAGUCUCCGGAGGUGGGGUCGGUGCUGAAUACAUGUCGAUCCAGUCCGGGGAAGGGGUCGUGGUGUCUCCAUCACAGGGGGAGGGAUCGAGUGGGAGUGCGUUUUCGGCACAGCAUGUUCGACGGCUUGGAUUUGAUCCGACGAAGAGGAGGGAGGGGAUGUAUCGAGCUGGUGGACCGCCGAAUGUGGAGGGGUUGUUGCAGGGUGGGGUUGCGAGUGGGGAGGUUAGGUUGAGUCCGGCAAAGGUGAAGGGGAAGGAGGUACAGAAGGCUGUUGAGGAAAGUGAUAGUGAUGAUUUGGAGUUUGUUUGAGAUUUUCGCAUGAUCUGAGUGUUUUUUUUGGGGAUAGGGUACGUCGAUUAACAUAAACGUGAUGAGGAAUAGUGCUGCAUACUGCAACAAGGAGCUCCUGAUAACUGAGUUGAGGAGGGAGAAAGAUGGGAAACGGACUAAUAACUGGUAACCGGGCGCUGGUCGUGACAGGGUAUCUUUUCGGUUAUAGUGGGAUAAGGAGAGGGCGUCCUAUCUUGCAUUUGAACGAGAUUUAGCGGUGUACCGUAUUAAAAUUCAUGUCAUUUUAUCAUCAUCAUCCUCGUUCCUCAUUUUUGCCGUCCAAAAAGACCGUCUCUAAACCUUCAAAGCAGCCUUU
This is a messenger RNA of Saitoella complicata NRRL Y-17804, 2327 nucleotides long. RefSeq lists its product as uncharacterized. The transcript has 3 exons. Gene Ontology annotation, biological process: DNA replication; DNA replication initiation. The coding region runs from base 20 to 1990 and encodes 656 amino acids. Gene Ontology annotation, cellular component: replication fork protection complex; nucleus. The record is from RefSeq and is a predicted model, not a curated record. NCBI's taxonomy places the organism in Eukaryota, Fungi, Ascomycota, Saitoellomycetes, Saitoellales, Saitoellaceae. Gene Ontology annotation, molecular function: single-stranded DNA binding; DNA replication origin binding.